Octodon degus (degu) is the source of this 4981-nucleotide messenger RNA. It is a transcript of the gene Gpr161, whose product is annotated as G protein-coupled receptor 161. Gene Ontology annotation, biological process: G protein-coupled receptor signaling pathway. The transcript is spliced from 7 exons. Gene Ontology annotation, cellular component: recycling endosome; membrane. NCBI's taxonomy places the organism in Eukaryota, Metazoa, Chordata, Mammalia, Rodentia, Octodontidae. Gene Ontology annotation, molecular function: G protein-coupled receptor activity. The record is from RefSeq and is a predicted model, not a curated record. Bases 452 to 2098 code for a protein of 548 amino acids.
UGGGAAACGUUGGGGACCGAGUACAGGUACAGAGGUGGGAAGGGAGAGGGAAGAUCGACCCGCGGGCACCGCUCUGCACUCCGUGCCAGUCCGAGCCUUGGCGGGGAGGUGGCGGGCAGCCUCCUUGGAUCCGAGUGAGCGGCUGAGGUGUCAGCCGCGCGGAUGCGAGGUGACGGGGCGCGGGAGGCCGGAGGAGCCCACAGAGACCGGCCGAAGAGGCCAAGGAGGCCGAAUCCAAAAGCAGACGUGUGAUGGAGGAAAGCAAGGAAAAGGGGACGUCCCAAAGGCUGGAAGUGGACGAAGGAACGCGAACAGGGCAGGCCCGAGUAAGGAACCACAAAGCCUGGAGCACUGAGUUUGCUGAGAGGUGGUCAGCAUGGUGUGGAUCAGCGUGGUGUGAGCCAUCGCCAUGCUGUGGAAGACAGAAUGGGCUGAACUGGAACUGACCUGAAUGUCAGCAAAAGGAGUCGCUCAGCAUGCUGCGCCCAGGCUGCACCCAGGUGCACUGAACAUGAGCCCCAACUCCUCCCUCGGCCACAGGAAGGAGCUGAGCAACCUCACUGCUGAGGAGGCUGGGGGCGGGGGCAUCGUCACGGAGCUUGUCGCCAUCAUUAUCAUCACCGUGUUUGUCUGCCUGGGCAACCUGGUCAUUGUGGUCACCCUGUACCGGAAGUCCUACCUCCUGACACUCAGCAACAAGUUCGUCUUCAGCCUGACCCUGUCCAACUUCCUGCUGUCCGUGCUGGUGCUGCCCUUCGUGGUGACGAGCUCCAUCCGGAGGGAAUGGAUCUUUGGCGUGGUCUGGUGCAACUUCUCCGCCCUUCUCUACCUGCUCAUCAGCUCAGCCAGCAUGCUCACCCUUGGGGUCAUCGCCAUCGAUCGCUACUACGCCGUGCUGUACCCGAUGGUGUACCCUAUGAAGAUCACGGGGAACCGGGCCGUGAUGGCGCUGGUCUACAUCUGGCUGCACUCCCUUGUUGGCUGCCUGCCCCCACUGUUCGGCUGGUCAUCGGUGGAGUUUGAUGACUUCAAGUGGAUGUGUGUGGCCGCCUGGCACCGGGAGCCCGGCUACACAGCCUUCUGGCAGAUCUGGUGUGCCCUGUUCCCCUUCGUGAUCAUGUUGGUGUGCUAUGGCUUCAUCUUCCGCGUUGCCCGGGUCAAGGCCCGAAAGGUGCACUGUGGCACAGUGGUCAUCGUGGAGGAGGACGCACAGAGGAGUGGGAGGAAGAACUCCAGCACUUCCACCUCGUCGUCAGGCAGCCGGAGGAACACCUUUCAGGGCGUGGUCUACUCAGCCAACCAGUGUAAGGCCCUCAUCACCAUCCUGGUGGUCCUUGGCGCCUUCUUGGUCACCUGGGGCCCCUACAUGGUGGUCAUCACCUCUGAGGCACUCUGGGGGAAGAACUACGUCUCCCCAACUCUAGAGACCUGGGCCACAUGGCUCUCCUUCACCAGUGCUGUCUGCCACCCCUUGAUUUAUGGCCUCUGGAACAAGACAGUCCGCAAGGAGCUCCUGGGCAUGUGCUUUGGGGACCGGUAUUACCGGGAGCCAUUUGUGCAGCGGCAGAGGACGUCCCGGCUCUUCAGUAUCUCCAACAGGAUCACAGACCUGGGCCUGUCCCCACACCUCACAGCACUCAUGGCUGGCGGACAGCCCCUGGGACACAGCAGCAGCACUGGGGACACGGGCUUCAGCUGCUCGCAGGACUCAGGAACAGACGUGAUGCUGUUGGAAGACUGGACAUCAGAGGACAAUGCCCCCUCCCACUGCACAUGCCCGCCCAAAAGGAGGAGCUCGGUGACAUUUGAAGAUGAAGUGGAGCAGAUCAAAGAGGCUGCCAAGAACUCUCUGCUCCAUGUGAAAGCUGAAGUGCACAAGUCCUUGGACAGCUACGCAGCCAGCUUGGCCAAAGCCAUCGAGGCAGAAGCCAAAAUCAACUUAUUUGGGGAGGAGGCUUUACCAGGGGUCCUGCUUACAGCACGAACUGUCCCUGGGGCUGGCUUUGGGGGUCGGCGAGGCAGCCGAACUCUUGCGAGUCAGAGGCUGCAGCUGCAGAGCAUUGCGGAAGGGAAUGUGUUAGCCGCGGAGCAGAGAUAAUGGCCUGGCGGUGGCUGGCCUGGAGCCCGAGGUGCUCCUGGGAGGGCUCCCGCCGCCUCUGUGCUGGACCUGAAUGAAGGAGAGGAACCGUCUGGUGUGCAGCCACCAGGGCAAGCAUAACGUCUCCCGGCUGCGACUCGGGCUUCUGCAUCUCAAGUGCACAGCCAGCAGUCGGCGGUGUGGCUGACUCUGCAGAGGGGGGACAUCCAGGCAGACCCGUGGCCCCGGAUGUGGAAGGGAACCAUCGCACAGAUGUGUCUUCUUACACCUUGUGGUUGGGGCCCAGCAGGUGCCGUCCAGAGGCUGCCUACGCAAACCCUUCCCAGUGCACCUGUACACAGCACUGCGGUUCUGAACCCUGCAGGAUUCACACCCCGGGUGAGGAUGAGGGGUCUCAUGCUGAGCACAGAGCACCCAAGAACACAGCGUCUGCCCCACGUACUUCCUACACAUGCCCUCGAGCGGCGUCCCCUGCUGGUGCCCGUGGGUGCUGCCAGUAGGUGGGGGGGCGGGGAUGGAUCCAACCCCACCCACACCCCAGUGGACAGAUUCUUUGGUAUUUCACAAGGGAGAAACCACUAUGAACAACAGAGGGGGAGGUACCAGGUAUCUCAUUUCCAGAAUUAGACGUUUGGUUAGGACACGUCACAGUCUUAACCAGGACUGACCAGGGCUGUCGGGCCCAGUGCACCAGCGCCACUCUGCUGCUGUUGGAGGGAAGCCUUUUACAUAGGAAAGCCUCAGGAUGUGUUGUGGGUGAUGCUUCAGUGGCCAGUGAACAUCGCUGGCCUCACUUCCACGGGCCAUGCCCCCUUGCAGCGACAGUUACUAUGAUUGGAUUCUGGCGCAGCAUAAAACAAGAGAAAGAGUGGUGUAGCUGCAGUUAGCAAGCUGGGUUCUUGACUCUGUGUGUGUCAUUUGGGGCACCCUGUCACCACUCCACGCCAUUUGUAAAAGGAGAAAAGAAAAGGCACUAGGCUGAAUGGUCGCUAAGAUCGCUCCCAGCUCUCAUCAACUUUGUUCUCUGAACUCAUGAGAGCCGACCAGUGUGUCUCCUUUUGACAGCUCUCAGAAAGCCUGUGUCUCUGUACUUGGUGACCGUCUGGAGCAAUGCUGACCACAAAGACGUGGAAGAGAAGAAAGAGUGCCACCUCGGACGUGGGGACAAGACAGCAGGUGUAGACGCACCAUUAGGAAGCUCGCGCUCUCUCCCCUUUGAGCUGGAAGGGCAGCUGAAGUUUGGGCUUGGAGAAGUGGCUGCUGUGAUUUGGGAAGCCACUAAACCUCCUGGUGCCACCCUUCAGCCUGAGCAAUCAAGUGAACUAAGACAGCAGUGGGUAGACUCUAAGGGUAGUUCAUUCUGUCUCCUGUCUGCUAGCAGGCAGCAAGGAAACCUUUUGAAGCCUUUCUCUGGGUUCUAGCUGGCGCCUGCUGAGGCAGAAACCAGUGGCUGGCUCGUCCCAGGUCUGCAGUUUGUCUCACCAGCUACUACUCUUGGUCAGCUAUUUGCUAAGGGCUGGCCUGGGCUCGGGGGAGCAGGAAGGGGCACCUGUGGCUUCUGCUGACACAUGCAGGUCAAACAGACACCACUGGCAUUGCUGGGUAGAAUCCUGUUUGAGGGCAGGGUAUGUUUUUGGUGUAUGUAGCAUAGUUUUCUGGCCCUCGUCCAGUUUCUGAAGACAUUGUAUUACUGGUUAAUUAGUACACAGAAAUGUGGAACAGUGCAGAGACCUUAACAUUUGCGUGAGGCCUGUGGUAGGGAGUUUCUGAGUGCACUAGACUGCCUGGGGACCAAAGAGUUAGAGAAGGCUUUCCUGACUGCAGGAGGCUGGGUGCUAGAGAAAGUCCUGAGGCUCCAAAGUCCACUACUGCGGCCCCCAGGAUAGCUGGUCUGUAAAGGACUGCAUCUAAACAAAGGUACAUUGCAUUUCACAAAAUUUGUUGUUCAGCCUUUUUAUGCAGUGAAGCCCAUGGCUUUUUUUUUUGUUGUUUGAGACAAGGUUAUGCUAUGCAGUUCAGGCUGGGCUUGAACUCACUUUGUAGCCCAGGCUGGCCUUCACCCUGCAGUGAGCAGGGAUCCUGUUGGCUCAGUCCGAGGCCCAUGUUUAUGCAUCUGCAGCCUGCUGUGUGCACUGUUCCUAGCCGGUGGGAGGUGGGGGGAGGGUGGGACAGAAAAUUUUAAGUGUUUUCUUUCCAUUUCAGGGAGAGAGACCUGGGAAGCACUCAUUCCAGUAAGGCUCAGGAUAGAGUAGAGAUUGUGGAAAGGACGGUGGCGCCAUAGGACAGUAGGUAGUUCUCAUGAAGCAUGUGACAGUUUGCACUAAGGCUAGGAGGAUGUUUGGUAGCUAGGACUAUAUUCUGCGUAGUCAGGGAUUUGGAACUGAGUUAGAGGAGAGGCAGUGUCCAGAGCUGAGCUCGGCGGUCCUGGGGCACCGUGGAGGGCCCUGCCUUCGCUACAACUCUCAGAACCCCACACAAACCAAGCAAGGCUCAUCUUCUUAAAUCUCGGGGGUAGUGGGGGCCUCCGGCCUUUCCAAGGGCACCCGGGCAGUUACUUGCUUAAAUACCUCAGUCCUGUGACUUGUUUUGACAAGACCGUCUUGAGCCGGUUGCCCAUUUCUGGUUUACUCACCGAGAUUUCAACUCAACUGUUUGUGCUGUGCUUCAGAUGCCAGGUGUGGGGCCGCGGAAGGCCCUGGAUCCCCGUGUUUGCGCGGCACCGUCAGACUCGGGGACGAGCUCCGGCCUCGGACACCAGGUGGCAGCAGCGAGGCGGUGAAGCCCUGAGCGUAAAAUCCGGCCUCAGCUGGGCUGCUGGCUCUCGCUGGGACCCGUUCAGCGGCUCAUCCUUGGCGUUGGCACAGAGGGCCGCUCAGCCAACCU